Molecule: messenger RNA, 1355 nt
Organism: Helianthus annuus (common sunflower)
Lineage: Eukaryota; Viridiplantae; Streptophyta; Magnoliopsida; Asterales; Asteraceae
Product: probable carboxylesterase 6
Exons: 1
Coding region: 44-1093 (349 amino acids)
Molecular function (GO): hydrolase activity
Source: RefSeq, a predicted model, not a curated record
CCAAAGUUCUCUUCAUUUCAUAACAUCACAUCACAUCAAAGCUAUGAGAAGAAAAAGGGCGGCCAUCACAAGCCUCUUGGAUUCAACUUUAAGCCAUCCAAUAGUUACCAAAAACCCUCAAAACCCUAGAACUUUAGUCGAAGAAAUCGACGGUCUAGUCAGGGUUUACAAAGAUGGACACGUGGAAAGACCUCAUAUUGUUCCUCGUGUCAUGUGUACGUUACCUCUAGAACUUGGGGUGACAUGUAGGGAUAUAUUGAUUAACAAGUUUACAAAUAUAUGGGCACGAUUUUAUGUCCCGAAAGGCCAUGGCAAACUUCCUUUGCUCGUUUAUUUCCAUGGAGGAGGGUUUUGUGUCGGUUCGGCUGCAUGGAGUUGUUACCAUGAAUUUCUUGCACUUUUAGCAAGUAAAGUUGGUUGUGUGAUCAUGUCCGUAGAUUAUCGUUUAGCCCCUGAGAACCCUCUCCCGGCUGCCUAUGAAGAUGGGCGUAAGGCACUUAUGUGGGUGAAACAACAAGUUCUACGCAAAUCUAACACUUGGUGGUCAAAAAAAUGUGAUUUCACCAACGUGUUUUUGGCAGGCGACAGUGCUGGCGCUAAUAUAGCACAUAAUAUGACUAUAAGAUUUUGUGCUAACCGCGCACAUCUAAAACCAUUAAUCUUUAAAGGUAACAUUCUAAUCCAACCGUUUUUUGGUGGAGAAUCAAGAACGGAUUCAGAAACCCUCAUGGUACAACCGCCUGGCUCUGCGCUUAACCUAAAGGCCUCAGACACGUAUUGGAGACUUGCAUUACCGAAAGGGGCGAACCGUGACCAUCCAUGGUGCAACCCUUGUGCAAAAAAGUCAAAUAUGGUGGAAGGAAAGAGAUAUUUGCCCACAAUGGUAUGCUCAUCAGAAUUGGACAUCUUAAAAGAUAGGAAUAUGGAAUUUUGUGGUGUUGUGGGAACUUUAGGGAUAGAAGUGGAUCAUGUGGCGUAUAAAGGUGUUGGUCAUGCAUUCCAGAUUCUUGACAAAUCUCAUCUUUCACAAAUGAGAACUCAAGAAAUGAUUUCACAUAUCAAGGCAUUCAUCAUUAAGAGGAAGAAUAGAUAAUAAGUUAGUGGUACAAAAGUAUAAAAUUUACAUAAAUUAUAGUACUUCAAAUUUUAAUGUUAUUAUAUUAUGCAAAUCACUAUACUGUAAAAAGCUUCAUACUUACUAGUGUCAAAAAGUAUUGCAACUACAAUAAUAUUAAAAUUGUUGACACUUAUUGCCACACCUACUUUUUACCUUUUACAUGUUAUCUGCUAUUACUAGCACUACUUAUAAAAUUGUAAAUCCUUAUACAUGUAAAAUUUCAUGAUAGUUAAACAUA